UACAAAAUGUGUGAGAAAAUAAAAUCUUUUUCAAUCAACCGUGAACCGAAGCCCAAACCUACAGCACUAAACCCAAAACCCUGCUCCGCCGAAAUGGGCGGCGAUUCUAGCAGCAGUGGGGAGGAAGACGGCGACGCUGAGUGGAGAGCCGCCAUAAACUCCGUCACAUCCACCGCUCCAUCAAACAGCUCCACGGUGGCCAACGGAACGACCACAACCUCCGGCGGUUCUCCCAGUCGAGCAGACACCAAGAACAUUAAACUCUACCAAAUCAAGGCACAGAAGUUAUUGGAUGACAUAUUAGAGAAAAGCAUAAAAGUGGUGAGAAAAGAACCCACAGAAGUUGCAGAAAACCAUUCCAUCAGUAAUGAAGGUGGCAUUAGACUGUUUAGAGACGCCCCACGUGGCAUACUGUUCGAUCGAGUUGAUGAACUUCAAGGACCACUAAAGCGACCAAGAAUAGCUCCUAACAUGGAGGUUGAUGAGAAAUCAAAAAAGUUUAGGCGGCAACUGAAAUCGGUUGUAGUUGAUGGGGACGAUAUAAUAUGUUCAGCAAAAAAAGCACGUGAAAGGUUUUUGGCUAAGUUGGAAGCAAGAGAUGCAGCUGCAAAAGCAAAAGCCAAAAGAGAAGAAGAGAGAGUUGCGGAGUUGAAAAGGAUUCGCGGGGAAAGAUGGUUGCCUGCUAUCGCUAGACAAAUGCGGUCAAAGUAAAACCUUUGCUUUCUAGAUGUAUCGUUUUUGUAUCUUUCAUGUUAUAUUUCUUACUUUGAUCGUAUUUAUUUUUCGUAUAACAGAUUUUAGGUAUUUGAUUAUGUGUCAUAUACAAAAAGUUGAAUUUUUUCUA
Helianthus annuus (common sunflower) is the source of this 844-nucleotide messenger RNA. RefSeq lists its product as uncharacterized. The transcript is spliced from 4 exons. NCBI's taxonomy places the organism in Eukaryota, Viridiplantae, Streptophyta, Magnoliopsida, Asterales, Asteraceae. The record is from RefSeq and is a predicted model, not a curated record. Bases 7 to 711 code for a protein of 234 amino acids.